AGGAGGAGGAGGAAGAAGAAGGUGGGAGGUCUGCGAUCCCGACAAAGACGCGCUGACCAGGUGAACUGAACCCGAGUCAACGGCACUGGUCAUGACCACAGCUCCAUGACGACAGCUGCGAGACGGGGACAGACCGAGUGAGGAGACGUUCAGGGACGCAGGAUGGUGAGGUGUUGGAAUCGUUCAGAAAACCUUGUGGAGGAAGCGCAGUGCACGGAUGGGGCUCCAGGUGCAGCCCCCCGGUCCCAUUUCCCUCACAAAGCAGUCUGGAUUAGCCUUGCAGCCUCUCUGCUCCUGCUCGUCAUCGCCCUGGGUUUGACGGGGAAGCUCGGGCUGUCGCAACUUCACGCUCAGUCUUCACAGAUUGUGAGAAUCUCAGCUCCGGAUCAGAGUUCUGGAGUGCUCAUCAACCAAUCGGCAGUCGUCGACGCACAGAAGCACCUGGUGACCUUCACCGUGACCUCGCUGGCGAAUCAGACGUCGACGGUGCUGUUUGACAUCAAACAUGGUUUGAUAUGUUACAAACCCGUGGAGCAGAGCAGCUGCUUCCUGCGAAAGAUGGAACAGCCUGACUUUGACAACGUGCAGUCCUUCCUUCAAGACCAGACGCAUCAGCAGAGUCACGUCCAACUGUCCUGGAAUGAGACUCAGCGGAGGACAGAGUUCCUGGGGGUGCUGGCGAACAGUCAGGUGGACCUGUCCGCACUGGACGAGCCUCUGAAGUACCUGUGCCAGGACAGGUCUGUCCACUGGACCAGGAAGUCCGACGGUCCCGGUAAACAGAGGUUGGUCUAUUUCUGCAUCGACAUCUGUUUCCCCAGCAACAUCUGCGUGUCCGUCUGUUUCUACUACCUGCCCGAGUGA
Solea solea (common sole) is the source of this 864-nucleotide messenger RNA. It is a transcript of the gene bricd5, whose product is annotated as BRICHOS domain containing 5. Bases 163 to 864 code for a protein of 233 amino acids. Gene Ontology annotation, biological process: regulation of cell population proliferation. The record is from RefSeq and is a predicted model, not a curated record. The transcript is spliced from 6 exons. Lineage: Eukaryota; Metazoa; Chordata; Actinopteri; Pleuronectiformes; Soleidae.